Salvia hispanica is the source of this 625-nucleotide messenger RNA. Lineage: Eukaryota; Viridiplantae; Streptophyta; Magnoliopsida; Lamiales; Lamiaceae. The record is from RefSeq and is a predicted model, not a curated record.
AUGGAAACAUCAGCAGAGAAAUCCCUCCACCUCCCCGCCCGCAAAACUCACAUACACUUCUUCGCAUCACAGUUUUCCCUCCGGAUUUUCGCCGCCGCAUGGAUCAUGCUCACCGCCAAACAAACCUCCGUCGUCUUCGGCAUCCAAGUCGACGCCCGAUACAGCUACUCCCCCGCCUUGAAGUUUUUCGCAUAUACGAAUCUAAUCGUCUUCGCAUUGACGAUCCUGUCGCUGUUCCUCGCCUACGUCGGCAAAAAGGCGGUGGAUCCGGCCUACUUCUUCUACCUCUUCCUGCAUGAUUUGAUCGUGACGGUGCUGCUGAUGGCGGCGACGGCGGUGGGGUACGUGGGGAAAUACGGCAACAGCCUCGCCGGAUGGGUGGCGAUUUGCGGCUACUUGGGCGAAUUCUGCAGAAAGGCGACUGCUGCUUCGUCGAUUUCGUAUUUUGCUCUGCUUGUUUACCUCAUUCUCACCGUCAUCUCCGCCAACAAGUCGCGCCAAAUCUUCAUGUGAUCAAAGCGAAUUGCAGAGCUACUGAUAUAUUUAUAUAUCCUAUACAAUAAUGUUUGUUUAUUAUGCUAAUUGAAGUUCGUUUAGGAGAUAAUUAUGAUAUACAUGUAGUUCG